UUCCAAUCAGGCUCGAUGGAACCGCCUCCCCACUACGGCUCUCCCCAUUGGCUGCCGGCCGUCGCGGACAUUGGUUGUCAACGGCUCUCCAAUUCCAAUGUGGAAAAUCUGCCUCCCCACGUAAUCCGACUCGUGUACAAGGAAGUCUCUGCCCUGACGUCGGACCCGCCCGAGGGCAUCAAGGUGUUCCCCAACGAGGAGGAUAUUACAGAUGUGCAGGUCACCCUUGAGGGACCAGAAGGGACGCCAUACUCCGGAGGCCUCUUCCGCAUGAAGCUGAUCCUCGGAAAGGACUUCCCAGCCAGCCCGCCGAAGGGCUACUUCCUGACCAAAAUCUUCCACCCCAACGUGGGUGCCAACGGCGAGAUCUGCGUGAACGUCCUCAAGAAAGACUGGAAAGCGGAACUGGGCAUCCGGCACGUCCUGCUGACCAUCAAGUGUUUGCUCAUCCACCCGAACCCGGAGUCGGCCCUGAACGAGGAAGCUGGGCGCCUCCUGCUAGAGAACUAUGAGGAGUAUGCCUCCCGGGCCCGCCUCCUGACUGAGAUCCAUGCGCAGCCGUCGGCUGGCCUGCGCACCAAGGACCCCGCCGAGCCUUGCUCCUCUUCGGCGGGCGCUUCUGGGGAGGGCCCCAUGGCCAAGAAACAUGCCGGUGACAGGGACAAGAAGCUGGCCAUCAAGAAGAAGACCGACAAGAAGCGAGCGCUGCGGCGGCUCUAGGGGACCGAGGGGGGUGGGGGCGGGUGGGAGGGGGUCUGGCACACGGGGUGGGUGGCGGGCGUGGGGCUUUCACAGGACAUCCUCCCUUUCUCCUCUCUCUUCCUUUCCCGCCUGCCUUUUGAAGCUACGGUCCAACUCUGCCUCGCCCUCGUCAGGUUUUUCUUUUCCAUCUUUAAGUUAUUUAAAUUAUAAAAGCAGAGGAAAUCUAUUAAAUGCCUUUUUUUCUAAA
Messenger RNA from Euleptes europaea (tarantolino), 949 nucleotides. RefSeq names its product ubiquitin conjugating enzyme E2 S (gene UBE2S). Bases 16 to 720 code for a protein of 234 amino acids. The record is from RefSeq and is a predicted model, not a curated record. Lineage: Eukaryota; Metazoa; Chordata; Lepidosauria; Squamata; Sphaerodactylidae. The transcript has 4 exons.